Molecule: messenger RNA, 3066 nt
Organism: Dichotomopilus funicola
Lineage: Eukaryota; Fungi; Ascomycota; Sordariomycetes; Sordariales; Chaetomiaceae
Product: fungal-specific transcription factor domain-containing protein
Exons: 2
Coding region: 1-3066 (1021 amino acids)
Biological process (GO): DNA-templated transcription; regulation of transcription by RNA polymerase II
Cellular component (GO): chromatin
Molecular function (GO): RNA polymerase II cis-regulatory region sequence-specific DNA binding; DNA-binding transcription factor activity, RNA polymerase II-specific; zinc ion binding
Source: RefSeq, a predicted model, not a curated record
AUGGAAGGUUUGCCUAACGGCUCGGCGAUUGCUAUAAACACGACGACGGCUUCCUACCCCUCUUCGUCCGCAGCAUCACCUCACCUCCCCCAACACCACCAACAAGACUCGCUGCAAAAACCGCAGCAUCAACAACAGCAGCAGCAUCACGGCCAGGUCCUUCCCCACACUCUCCCUCCCCUCCAACCAAGCAACCCUGUUAUGCAACAGGGCCCCUACGGAAGUUAUCCUCACACUCCGAGAACACCGGCUACGCCAAACACGCCGAGCUCCGCAAGCACUAUGGCCAGCUACCCACCGCCACCUCCGCAGAAUGCGGGUCGUGGCAGCGCCUACCCCAUGAUGGGAAACAGCUCGUACCCCCAGCAGCCGUAUCCCGGCGCGUCAUCGAGUAUGAUGCCGCAGACCACCACCGCCGCAUCGCACCCCCAGCCUAUCGCGCCCGCCCCGGCUACUGCUGGUGGCCGGGCCCCGCCUGUCCUCCGCCCUAUGCCCGCUGGAGGCGUCAUGCCACAGGCCGGCAUGAACUCGCCGUACGGCCAGAGCCCACUGAUGCCGCAGACUUCUAUGCUCCCGGAGAGUGACCCGCCUACACACGUUGUCGGCUCGCAGGGUCGCCGCGGCAUUUUGCCGAGCGCACCCGGACGGCCCGCUGCGCCAGCCGCCGGAUCUGCCCAGGCCAAGAACCAGAUUCCCCAGAAGGAUGCCGACGGGAAGUUCCCUUGCCCUCACUGCACCAAGACUUACUUGCAUGCGAAGCACCUUAAGCGCCACCUUCUGCGACAUACUGGCGACCGGCCUUACAUGUGUGUCCUGUGCCACGACACCUUCUCCCGCAGCGAUAUUCUCAAACGCCACUUCAUCAAGUGCUCCGUCCGGCGUGGUAACCCUACUGGCGCUAGUCACUUGUCUCACCCGCAAGCGCACGUCAAGAAAAAUGCGGCGGCUCAGCAGAAGGCGCUCGGUACUGAAGGCGAUGUGAACCAUAUUAACAAUAUGGGCAACAUGCCUGCUGAGGGAAUGGUUCACCCGUUCGGCAUCAUUCCUGCUUCUGACGGCAUUAACAACGUCGCCAACGACCAAAGCCAGCUGUCGAGGUCUAGUAGCAUUAAUAGGGUUACCGACGACGCGAACCGUGAUAGGAGAAGCAUGACCGCGUCGGUUAUGGGUGCGUCGACGCGCCCUGGCAGCUUCGAGCAGUCCUAUAACGGCAAUGAGGUGGCGAACAACAUGACUGCCAACAUCAACCCGCAGCUGGCCAACUACAGCAUGCCUCAGAACCAAAACGGAAUGCCCAUGUUUGGGGGCUCAAACUCGGCCGAUUGGUCUACAAUGUUCCAGGCUGGUGCGCAUCCCAACUACGUCAAUUCGAUCCCACCUAAUGCCGGACAGGGACAGAUGCAGACCGUAACCAAACCCGAGCCUAAUCCAGGCUCCGAUCGAGCGGCCGGAAUCCUUGGCGACCAUCCUACCGACUCGUCUUUCUUCCCCUCGUGGGGAAUCCCGUCGUCAUAUUCGGAUACUUACCAUCAACUCUCCAGCAAGAUUCUCAACUUUUUACAGUCCUCGCCCGCCGGGGCCACCACCGCCACCUCCAGCUUCCUCGAUUUCUAUUUCCAUUCUGACAAUGUUCGCAAUUUUCUCGAGAACUACACCCACUUUCAUGCUCAUGUAUCGAUUCUUCACGUUCCCACCUUCCGCGCCUUGGAAACGCAUGUCGGCCUGUUAGCAGCCAUGUGUUGUGUUGGGGCAUGCUACUCGGACCGGAUUCCCGCAGCUAACAUCCGCGAGAUUAUGGACCUUUUGAAAGCAGCCCUUGAAGGCUCAUCUCGUAUGUUUGCCUCGCUAUUGCAGGUCAGCGGCACCGAGACCGGUUUUGAAUGGAGUUCUUUCGGGACCAACAAGACCGACAUCGAGGAGUUGCAGGCCAUUAUGCUUACCCAGGUUUUGUUCACCUGGCACGGCACUCCAACGCAGCGUGACAGGGCCCGCAAGACAUUCCCGCUUAUCGCGUCAUCCGCGCGCAAGGCCGGCUUGCUCCGUUUGGCUGCUUCCGAUGAAUCGACAUACAGCCCCGUUCACCAACCAGAAUUUACCGUGGCGACCCACUCCGCCUCCCAAUUCAACUGGCGUGUAUGGGUUGAACAAGAGAAACGGAUUCGCAUCAUGUACAUGAUUUUCGUCUACGAUGUUGCUUUGGGUUUGUACUUCAACACCGGUCCCGACUUCGAUCCCUUCCAGAUUCGCCUUCCCUUGCCGACGGAUGAUGCGGCGUGGGAUGCAGGCGACCCCAACGAAUGUGCCGAAGCUCUCGGGCUCCACGGGCCGGACGCUGCCAAGGCUCGCAAUCCCGAUGGCACCCAGAAUAGCAGUCAACCGCAGCUGCACCUGGUGCUGAAGGCCUUGCUUGACAGCAAUCAUCACAUCCAGCCUGGGUCUACGAAUCUGUUUGGCAAGUUCAUCCUCAUCCAUGCGCUCUUGGCCAUCAUGAGGCGAGCUCAGUUGGAAGGGGGAUCAGCGAUUCUCACCCGAUCUGGGACACCUAUCCCAGCCCAAGCGUGGUUUGUUGGUGCACGAGGCAGUCCCACCAAUAGCGGCCGGGCGACACCGGUCGAUCUUGGCCCAGGUCUCCUUGAUGUCCAAACCGCCAAGACCCUCGUAACGGCGCUUGAUAAGUUCAAGAGCAAUUGGGAUCACGACAUGGCCAUCCAAUUUCCACCUUCACCGGCUGUCAACCCACGUCGGUACGGGUUCACGCGGGAUGGCAUCCAUUUCUAUUGGCUGGCGACGUAUCUUCUCAAAAACACGCGGACACCAGACUUGCAGAUGGCACCGGAUCAACGGUUUGGUUUUGUCAUUCAUCUUUUGAAAUCGGUGAAGCAGUGGGUGCUCACGGACGGGGCUUCGCGGGGAGAGGAACUGGGAUCUGUCGGGGAUAUUGAUGCUUCGUACGGGACUAAAGACGUCAACCUGGACAUGACACAACUUUUCCGACCGCUUCCGACGGCGAGGAAGUCGCCAGGCUUUGCGGCCGCUCAAGCCGGGGGCAUACAAGGCCAACAAUAA